Molecule: messenger RNA, 151 nt
Organism: Xyrichtys novacula (pearly razorfish)
Lineage: Eukaryota; Metazoa; Chordata; Actinopteri; Labriformes; Labridae
Source: the annotation of a GenBank genome assembly
CCGGCUGCUCAUCGAUCGCUCUGAUCUCCCUUGAAAUUAAAAUCCCACCAGGAGCUCCUCCGGUGAUCGAUCAUCUCUCGCACAAGAGCACCGAGCGGCUGUGGGCGGACACACGAGGAUUUAGAGUUUAUGUUAUUGGGGAACUUCACAA